This is a messenger RNA of Paralichthys olivaceus (Japanese flounder), 1449 nucleotides long. RefSeq names its product membrane-spanning 4-domains subfamily A member 4A-like. Gene Ontology annotation, cellular component: membrane. The record is from RefSeq and is a predicted model, not a curated record. NCBI's taxonomy places the organism in Eukaryota, Metazoa, Chordata, Actinopteri, Pleuronectiformes, Paralichthyidae.
UCAAAAGCAGAACCACGUCUCAACUCGGGAAAGGGUGUUUUCCAGAGGAGCACGUGAACGCACCGCCAGAGGGACGCAUAGCACGGAGCUCAGAGCUGCACCAGCAAACAAUUCUAUCCAUAAAAUGUCUACCAUGCUGUACUCUGUGAGUGGACCAGGCGGGAAUGAUGCAAGUCUUCAAGGCACCACAGUGGGGGGCAGCAAACCUUUACACCGCUUCAUGAAGGGGCAACCUAAGAUUAUUGGCGUCAUUGUGUUGGUCUUGGGCUCCGCUUUCUUGAUCAUGCCCAUUGCAAUUUCAGAAGACUUCUUUAAUCAACCUCUGUCGAUAACCAUCCCAUCUGGCUUUUUGCAGGGAAUUCUGUGCAUCAUAUGUGGGAUUAUGUAUAUUCUGACAGAGCACAAUCCAACCAAAAAAACAGUCACCAUAUCAUUGGCCCUGAGUAUUGUGUCGAUAGUGGCGGCAACUUGGUGUGGCUUGCUAGUCCUGCCAGCAGUAACACACCGCUCCUUCUCCAGGCAAUAUGUGUUUCCUGAUGACAACAUCACAGAAACAGAAGAAGCAGUAUGGCCAUCACAUUAUGAGGCCAUGGAAAUAAGCUUGGAGGGGAUCUUUGUAUUCUACAGUUUCUUAAGUGCAAUCAUUUUCAUUGUGAUGUCAACUCUGGCUGGAAUUGCCCUGCGUUCCCCAAAGAGUCAGGCCAUUGUAGUGAUGACGGCUGCACCAACUGAAACUCCAGCAGAAUGAACCACAACAUAAACGCAAGUGGGAGAAGAGAGAAGAACUAUGAAGCAAACAAAGACAGAAAACCAAUUUUCUUUGUGGACACAAGAUGAUCCCUGAGUCUUAAUUAUUAACCAGUACUAGCUAGCUUUAUAUACAAGGCAAUACAGAUUGUAUGCAUGUCUGAUAGGUGUUGCCUUGUGGUUUUUCUGUGAUCCAUUACUUUAUUUUAUCGUCAUCAAGGACCUGGUGCUUACUCUGCAGCCAGCAGGCGUUGGUGUUAAGUUUACACAGCUACGGCACAGAACGACGGCCUGGGUGAAACUGAGAACCUCCGACUGCCCUUGACAGUUUUAUGUGUUUUUUUUUACUAUGUAAGCUCUUCUUUAAACAGCAACUCCAUUAAACUAAAACACUUCGACACCUUAACACACACUGUUUUCUGUUUGCAGAAGACAGAAUGCGAGACAGGGAGUGCAGUGGUAUUCAUAUCGUGACUGGUGUUUCCCUCUUUUGUAACUAUCACCAUACGUUUGCAAAAAAUUUGAUUGUAGAUCAGUUUAUUGAAACAAAGGGAAAACAAGCUACAAUUUAGAAUAUUUCUGUCUAUCAAUAUCUAAAAAGGUUGGUAUGAGGACGGGUAUACAUGUAUGAAUAACACAAAUGAAAUGUAAAUACAUAUACAAGGUUUAAUUAUUCAUAAACAAAAAAAGGCAAUAAAAUGC